Molecule: messenger RNA, 1095 nt
Organism: Aureobasidium melanogenum CBS 110374
Lineage: Eukaryota; Fungi; Ascomycota; Dothideomycetes; Dothideales; Saccotheciaceae
Exons: 3
Coding region: 1-1095 (364 amino acids)
Source: RefSeq, a predicted model, not a curated record
AUGCCUACUAUCCCGGAUAGAGCGCAGACGGAAGAUUCGACGAGUUUCAGCCCGGAUGCAUACUUUGACGCUUGGGAGAAGGGCGAAAUCACAGCACCAUACGACAAUGACUUCCGCAAGUUCAUCCUGACCACCUUCGGUCUACCUCAGGACGAUACGUACACGUACGCCGCCGUCGCCGAAGUUACUCUGCUCCAAGCUCAGACAUAUGUCGAGUUUGGCGGCCAGGGCGGAUUACACGCCUGGUACAGAGACGACCAAGGCAAGCCACUACCACCACCGCCUGCCGUUGAUAUCGCUGCAUACACCAGCAUCUUCAAAAGUACAACAAACACCCAAAAAGCCCUAGUCGGCCUGGCUUCAAAUGCAAAGAAGGAAUCAAUUCGUGCCUCUGUUGGCCAACAUCUUCAAAGUCUAUAUCAACCUCCUUCGCCCGAUCGCAAAAUCGUCAUAUCUAAGCUGAAGAAGGAACACACAAACCCUUACCUUGAUGUCUGGGCAUGGUCAUGUCAGAACCUCGAAUGGGCUGGUCCCGAGGCUGCCACGAGCAAGGUCCGCUUCUCGCAUGCCAUUUUGCCAAUCCUAUAUCACCACUUUGGUUGCGUCUGUCCCUCUUACGAGUCGCUGUCCAUCAUCUAUCAGCUGGCCAAGGGUCGAACCGUCAUUGAUUUAGGAAGCGGAAAUGGUUACUGGUCAUACAUGCUGAGAGUCUUCAACAAGCAGAAGCCUUUGACUGUUGUUCCCGUCGAUAAUGGCAUUAGUGAGUGGAGGACUGUAUGGGUGCCUGACACCAAUCAGAUCGAUGGUGUCGAAUACCUCAAGAAGAACAAUGACGGCAAGGACCAGGUCUUGUUGCUGGUCUACCCUCAAGUUGGUCUCGAGUUCACAUCCAAGAUUCUCCGAGCAUACAAGGGUGAUACCAUCAUCUGCGCAGGUACCCAAAACUCAAACGGCUACACAGCCUUUGCCAAAGAGACCAUCGCAGAUUGGAUCGCUAGAGAAAUGCCCGUGUUCGACAAAGUUUGCCAGAUUCCCCUACCCAGCUUCGCUGCCAAGGAUGAGGCUCUCUUUGCGUUUCAGAGGAAAGCCGCAUAA